AUGCAUGGGGUUUGGGGUUUGGGGCUAGGUCGUGGGAAACCCUGGUUACCGUCACGGAUUGCCCACAAACCCAAACCGUUACGCCAGUUGACCGAAAGUUUCACCCCCCCCAAACAUUACAACGACCACCCACCAUUUCGACGCCGUCAAUAUCGCUUUUUAGGAACCCCUCCCACAUCACACAAAUCACCAAACAUCACAAUGUCGAACGUUGUCGUCAAUGUCUCCUCUGACCUUCUGUGGGCCAUCACCAGGAACAACUCCUCCUACAUCGUCAAGCGUGGUGUUGGAAAUGAGCGGGUCACCUUCUCCAAGGAGCCUUUGAACUUGACCAACAAGCACUCUCGCAAGCACUCCGGACUUGUCAACGAGAAGGCUGUUGGCGUUCAGGCUAACGAGAAUGGCGGUGUUACUUUGAUCACCAAGAAGAGCCACGAGAAGUACGGCUCAAAGCCCGCCUCCCUCUAUGACACCACCGCGUUCUCAAAGAACAAGUCUCAGCGCAAGACCUAUGCUGCGAUUGUCAACCGUGUCGCUAAGAAGCACUACCGACCCGACCUCCGCCAGGAGGCUGUUGCUCGUGCCAGUGCCAUCAAGAGGUCGCAGAGACCCGUCAAGGCCACCCCUGCCAGCAAGCCGAGAGGUGUCAAGGCCAAGGCCGCCGCCGAGAAGGCUUAG
Messenger RNA from Morchella importuna, 678 nucleotides. RefSeq lists its product as uncharacterized. Lineage: Eukaryota; Fungi; Ascomycota; Pezizomycetes; Pezizales; Morchellaceae. Bases 1 to 678 code for a protein of 225 amino acids. The transcript is spliced from 8 exons. Gene Ontology annotation, biological process: translation. Gene Ontology annotation, molecular function: structural constituent of ribosome. The record is from RefSeq and is a predicted model, not a curated record. Gene Ontology annotation, cellular component: cytosolic large ribosomal subunit; ribosome.